ACCAGGCACCUGACGAGAAGGAAAAAGAGGCUUCAGAUGCCCAGCCUAAGGUCAGACUGCAUCUAGGUCACAGCGGCACCAGCUGCCACUCCUCGUCGAUGCCCAGGCCCUGAGCGGCCGCCUCCCUCUGGCUCCUGUGCCCAGAAUGGCCUGCACUGAGGUCCCGCAGCAGCCAGCCCCGCAGCAGCCCCAGCCCAUCUCCACAGAAGCCACCACCACCAACGCCACACGCUCUGCUGGGGGUCAUCGUGGUUCCUGGGACAGCGACCUGGAGUGCCUGGUGUGCCGGGAGCCCUAUAGCUGUGUCCGGCCACCCAAGCUACUGGGCUGCCAGCACUCCUUCUGCGCCAUCUGCCUGAAGCUCCUGCUGUGCGUGCAGGAUGACACCUGGUCCAUCACCUGCCCACUGUGCCGCAAGGCCACCGCUGUCCCCGGGGGCCUCAUCUGCAGCCUGCGUAACCAGGAGGCCGUGAUGGGGCUGCUGGACCGGCCAUGCCCGGAGGUGCGGCUCUGUCCUCAGGGGCUGGUGGAUCCUGCCACCUUGGCAGCAGGGCACCUCAGCUUGGCGGGGGAGGAUGGGCAGGACGUGGCAAAUGCCAACCGCGUGGCGGCCCGGCGCCUGGCAGCACAGCUGCUCCUACUGGUCUUGCUCAUCACCCUCAUCCUGCCCUUUAUCUACCCGGGCAUCACCAAGUGGGUGUUCAUCUCCAUCAUCAUCCUGGCCUUCCUGAUGCUCACCCUCUUCUGCUGUCACUCCAGCAGCCAGGCCAGCUGUUGGCCCUCCUCCAGGACCCUCUUCUGCACAGGGCAGAAGCACGGUGAGAUCGCUUACAUUGCCUGAGUGCCCUCUGACCAGGCAGUCCCUGGAACACCUUCCGCCUCUGCGGCCCCAUUACUCUCACAGUGAACAGGGUAAGCGACUCUGCGCUAAGACUGGCUCCCUCGGGAGAUUAAAUGCCAGCUGGACUCGCAAGCCAAAGCCAGAACGGCUGUCUUGGGUCAAGAACUGUGUGCUUGGAUGAUAGGCCUGUGCCUGUCCAGGGUAUAGCACAGCUAAACUAUUUGGGGUGGGAGAGGAGGCCCAAAUGACUUGAAGGCUACAAGGGGGCCUCCUGUUCCUCUUAGCCCAUUGGUCCUGGUUUUUCUUUACACACCUUCAUGAAAGUAUUGCAAUGUUGAUGUUCUCGCAGAACAAAUAGAACCGGAACUCCUUUUUUGCAAUUUAUGUAGUUGGUUUUAUUCUUUGUUUUGUUUUGUUUUGUUUUGUUUUUUUGUGUUUGGGGCAGUUUGUUCAUGUUCCUGGCUGUUACACAUUUUUCCUCUUGGGAUGCUGGAGCCCACGGAAGUCCUCCUGUGCUCCCCCCAGGGCUGCCCAUCUCGUGCCCAUCCCACCUCACCGAAUGUCCAGGGGGGUUGGGUCUCCCUUGAGUUGCUUCCAGGGAUGGAGGGAGGGAACUUGUACAGAACAGUGGUACUUCCUAUUCUGCCAGGGGACUCCCACAUUUAGUUGGUUGAUUUGGGGAGGGCUGGAGGGGACCAGGUGGGCCUGGGAAUUGCCCCCAGCAGCCCCCAGGAUUCCCCAGCUCUGUGCCAUCAGGCCCUGACUUCCCAGAGAAUCUCAGGGUUGCAAGGACAUCCCCCACCGGCAGUGGGUCCAGCUGCCCAUCUGAGGCACAGUCCCACGCUCUACAACCAAAUCUUUAUGGGUGCUACCUUCUUUAUAAUUGCAUCUUGAUUCCCAUUUGAGUGUUUGUCAUAAAGAUAAGA
Molecule: messenger RNA, 1767 nt
Organism: Equus quagga
Lineage: Eukaryota; Metazoa; Chordata; Mammalia; Perissodactyla; Equidae
Gene: RNF186
Product: ring finger protein 186
Exons: 1
Coding region: 146-841 (231 amino acids)
Biological process (GO): proteasome-mediated ubiquitin-dependent protein catabolic process; protein K63-linked ubiquitination; protein localization to mitochondrion
Cellular component (GO): endoplasmic reticulum membrane
Molecular function (GO): ubiquitin protein ligase activity
Source: RefSeq, a predicted model, not a curated record